Messenger RNA from Zingiber officinale, 600 nucleotides. RefSeq names its product ethylene-responsive transcription factor ERF018-like. NCBI's taxonomy places the organism in Eukaryota, Viridiplantae, Streptophyta, Magnoliopsida, Zingiberales, Zingiberaceae. The record is from RefSeq and is a predicted model, not a curated record. The transcript has a single exon. Bases 1 to 600 code for a protein of 199 amino acids. Gene Ontology annotation, biological process: regulation of DNA-templated transcription. Gene Ontology annotation, molecular function: DNA binding; DNA-binding transcription factor activity.
AUGUCGGAGAAGAAGGAGAGGGAAGGCGGUGGUGGAUCGCCUUCCACGGCGGCAUCGGCGGCGGAGAUAGGGGAGCCGCGCUAUAAGGGAGUGCGGCAGCGGAAAUGGGGGCGGUGGGUGACGGAGAUCCGCCUGCCCAACAGCCGCGAGCGGAUCUGGCUCGGAUCCUACGACUCCGCGGAGAAGGCUGCCCGCGCCUUCGACGCCGCCUCCGCCUGCCUCCGCGGCAGCCGCGCCCGCCUCAACUUCCCCCAAUCCCCCCCGCCCCGCAUCGCCGCCGUCCGGCCCCUCAGCUUCCAGCAAAUCCAGGCCGCCGCCGCCCUCCACGCCGCCAGCACCCCGCCUUCCCCGAUCCUCCCCCCGCGUAUCUCCAUUUCUCCGGCUUCAGACUCUCCGUCGGGGGAUUCCUCGGCGGGGAGAUCAGAGGAAGCGCUGGACUGGUCGUUCAUGGAUUCGUCAAGGGAAGCUCCGCCCGACGUGGAAUGCGUCGACUUCCCCAUCGCCAUGGACGACGACUUCAUGUACGGCUUCGUCUCGGAGGAGCCGGAGUCGCCUCCCGCCGAUCACGGCGGCGUGGAUUCGUCUCUGUGGAGCUUCUGA